GUCACUGAUGACAGCUAUUUGAAAGUGUCAAAUGUCUGUCUUAACUUUGGACAUGGCAUCUAAACUGUGAAGUCUAAACUCCCAGAACCCAACAGUGCAGGAGUCGUGCCUUUUUCUUGACACUCUGCGACUGUGGAUGGCAGGACGUUGACUGUGCUGAGUGAUGGUCCUGGGCCAAGUCUUCAACAUGAGUCUGAUGGACAUUUCUAAGAUCUUCUCCCUGCUGCAGCCUAAAGAGGAGGACGAGGACGUUAAGUUGGGUCAGGCCUUAAAGGACGCAGUGAGCUGUGACGAUGUGGCUCUGCUUUCUGAGCUCCUGUCUCAGGGCGAUUACAGGAGGUCCAUUAAUGCUCGAAGCGGGUGGGGGAACCCGGUAACCCCCCUGCGCACCGCCGCUGCUCUGGGACACCUGCGCUGCCUGGAGCUGUUGCUGCAACAUGGUGCAGAGAUUGACAGCCUGGAUGUGAAGGCCCAGACGCCUCUGUUCACAGCUGUCAGUCGGAAACAUCGGGACUGUGUAGUCACUCUGCUCAAGGCUGGAGCCGAUCCUAACGGCAGCCAGCACAACAGCUGCUCCCCGGUGCUCACUGCCGCCCGGGAGGGCGACGUGGACGUGCUCCGAGAGUUGCUACAGUUUGGAGCUGAGGUGGAUGUCAAACCUAAAGUACCAGAGUGGGCUUCCAACGCCAGCACCUGCACAGGGCCCCUCUACAUGUCUGCAGUGUAUGGACACCUCGAUUGUUUCAGGCUGCUCCUUCUCCACGGAGCCAACCCGGACUAUAACUGCACCGAUCACAAGAUGCUGGCCAGAAUAAAGCAGCCAAAGACAGUUCUGGAAGCAUGCCUCCAUUACGGCUGUGGGGUGGAGUAUAUCCAGCUUCUCAUAGACUUUGGGGCAAAUGUGUACCUGCUGACACUCACCACCGAUAAGACAACAAAGCAGAAUGAAGCGGUGGCUCUGUUGCUCAAAGAAAGAGUUUGCCCCAAAACACUGAUGUCACAGGCCCGGCUAGCAAUCCGAAGAUACAUCCCCUUCAUUAACAAGGAGCCUGCUGUGGACAGUAUGGACAUUCCUCUGAUUCUGAAGAACUACUUGAAACACAUCUUGUCUGAUAACAUAUAAUGCUCAGGCUAGGACUGAUUCAUUCAGAUCCAUAAGUAAUUGGACAGUGGCAAUUGUUGUGAUUUUGCCUCCGUACAUCUCCUGGCCAGGGUUUCAGUUUAAACACAGUGAAGAUGUGUUUGUAUUGUAGACUUUCAGUUUGAAUUCAUGGGGUUUAACAAAAAUAUCAAACAAACCAUUUUGGAAUUACACUUUUAUACACAAUGCCUCCAUUUUCAGAGCCCAUAAGGGCGAGCUUAAUAUAACAAGAAUUCUUAUAUAGGCAAAUUCCAUAGUGUGGAGUUAGAUGGGAUGCCAGGACAACACAGGUUACUUCCCCAGCCAAAGCCGGGAACCCAUGUAGCCUGAAACAUACACCUAGAACUGAAGCCAGGUCUGUACAUUUGUAGUCCAACUCUUAGUCCCCAGAGCCCCCUGUUCUGUUCUCUUAAUACAAGA
Molecule: messenger RNA, 1561 nt
Organism: Thalassophryne amazonica
Lineage: Eukaryota; Metazoa; Chordata; Actinopteri; Batrachoidiformes; Batrachoididae
Gene: asb12b
Product: ankyrin repeat and SOCS box-containing 12b
Exons: 3
Coding region: 164-1123 (319 amino acids)
Biological process (GO): regulation of barbed-end actin filament capping
Cellular component (GO): nucleus; cytoplasm
Molecular function (GO): protein binding
Source: RefSeq, a predicted model, not a curated record